GAAGCCAAUUGACUCCGCCACGCCUGUGCUCAGCACUUAGCUUUCCUUGUCGCUGUUACCACCAAAAAUGUUGAACUCAACGACGGGAGACGUCGUCACGGAUGGAUUGCAGCAACAAUGGGAGCGAUGAAGUUUGAGAUCCUGCUGACGUUUGGCACAUCACUGCAAGCCGAGUUGUUUUCUGUAGGCUGACAUGUAAGACGAAAGAAAAAAAACGUCUUGCCUGUGAUUAUAACUACUAAAAGUUAAAAGUCCGUCGCUCACAGAUGCAGCGUUGGCGAACUUAAUGUACGACAAUGGAUCAUGAAGAGGUGUGGACAGAGCUGGACAAGAUCGCCAUGCGUCUUCAGGAGGAUGGCCUGCCUCCAGAAGCCAGCGCAGAGGAGAGGCAGCGCCACCUGUGGCAGCAGCUGCUCAGCAGUGAGACAAAGCUCCAGGUUGCCACACAGGAGCUGCAGACGUUGCGUACGCAGCAAGCCAAUGAGAUGAAAGAGGUGGAGAGUUAUGUUGCACAUAUUCGUGGCCUCUUGGAAGAACGUGAGUGUCUGACUGCAGACUAUGAGAGAGACAAUGAACAUUUGCGUCACGAGCUUCACCAAAUCAGACACCAACAAGAGAUACAGAGCAAGGAGCUGGAAGAGAUGUUGACUCAAGUGGACCUCGGCGAGAUGGGCUUGAGUAGCCCCAGCGAGCAGGUGGCAUAUUUGCUGGUGGAGAGGGCCACACUGCUGGAAAGGCUGGAGGCCGCUGAGAGGAGACUGGAGAGUCAGAGUUUCACUGGCAGCUUGAAGGAGGUUGACCACCAGGAGCAUAUAGGCCACAUGAUGGGGGAGGCGCUAAGGCAACAGAGGGAGGACAUGCAGACUACCAUAGAUAGCCUGUCAAAACCUUGCUCAACCCAGAGUCCAUGGAAGAAGCUGUUUGGCCUGCGCAGGUCUGGUCAGAACAAACACAAUAUUACCCCUGCCCACAGCGAGGAGAUUUCCCGAGAGAGAAACGAGCGGCAGCGGCUGGAGCGGGACCUGGAGGAGGCGUCUAGGAGGCUGGCGAUGGCACAUCAGGAUAUCCGUAGACUCACCAGUGAGCUGGAUGCUGCCAAAAACAACAACCUAGAUCCAAGUGGGGCUGAGCUUCAGGAUACUGUCCAAGAAAUGGAAAACCUGAGGAAAGAAGUAGACAAACUGAAACACUGUGAUAUGAUGAGUCUGCAGCGAACCAAAGAGCAAAACGAGAGACUCGACGCUGAGAACAGAUUUCUGAGGGAGAGAAUGCGCAUUAUAGAGUCUGAGAAGAAAAAUCUACUGGACCAAAUGGCGACAAAUGAUGCAGCCAAAGAGAACAGUGACCCACCAAACAAUGUGCCUGCCUCGUCAGCUCAAGAAAGGGAUCACAUUCACAAACGGUGUCAUGAGGAAGUGGAAGACGGACUUGUGCAGGUGAGAGAGCUGCAGCGUCAACUCCAGAAGCUGCGCAAGGAACAGGAAGAGCUGGAGGAGAGGAACGAGGAGCUGGAGGCCCUGCUUGGGGAGACCCAGAACACCAGCAAGGAGGAGAGGCAUCGCCAUGAGGGAGAACUGGAAGGACUGCACAGGAGGAUCAAAAGCCUGGAGGCAGAGCUGAAGAAGCAGGAUGUCCAAGAGAAAAAGCUGAAGAACGGUGAAGAGGUCAAAACCACUGAGUCUUACUUACAGUUGCACCUAAGGGACAGCAGCCAGGAAAGACUGGCUCUGCUAGAGGCUCGUCUGACUGAGGAGAAGGACUGGAGGAAACAGCUGGAGUUGGACCUCAGUGCUGCUCAGGCUGCUCUCAAAAAAGAUAAGGAGGCUUUGCAGAUAGGCGAGCGGGAGCUAAAGAAGCUGAGACUUGAAGUUAACAGCCUUCAGACAGAAUGCCAACAGGGGAAAACACUUAUCAAGAGUCUCACCCAAGUCAAAGGGGAAAAAGCGGUUCUGGAGGAAAAGGUGGCCCAGAUGGAGCGUGCCCACAGCAGGCUCCAGAAGGAGCUGGAAGGCUACAAAGAAAGUAACCAGACCCAGGAGCACCUGAGGGAAAACAGGCUUCAGGUGGACCAGCUGCAGGAACAGGCUGACCGACUGACUGUCGAACUCAACAGUCUGCAGACAGCACACAGCAGCCUCAGGGACGAGAUGGCCUCUGAGCGGCUGCAGACUGCGAAGCUCCAGGCACAGCUAAGCUCCAGUGUUCAGGAGAAACUGGCAGCCGAGGGGGAAAGAGAGAGACUGGAGCUGGAGAUACAGCGACUCAAUAAGCAGCUCCAGCGGCUUCAAGAGCAGCUGUCUUCUACAAAGGAAGCCCUCAGUAGCAGUAGCCAGAAACCAGAGUUGCACACAGCUCAUAUAGAAUCUAGGCUCAGACCGGAGGAGAAGACCAAGGAUGAGUGUUUGGAUCAGCUUUCAUGUUUGAAGCAGGAGCUGAAUCAUCUGCAAAAUAAGCUUGGGGAGGAGCGGCAGCUGGCCUCUCAGCACAAAAUGGCCCUUCAGGCUCAGGUCGAUGAAGCCCAGGCACGUAUCAAGUCGCAAGACUCAGUACUGGGGCAAAAGUCAGAGGAAGCAAAACAGAUGAAGCAAGACCUGCAGAGGGCCCAGAGCCUGUUUGCCUCUGCAGAGAGAGAGUUGCGCUAUGAGAAGGAGAAAAACAUGGACCUGAAGAGACACAACGCUCUGCUAGAUCAGGAAAAACUCAAGCUCUGUGCUGAACUGAAGCAGGUCCAAACCAAGCUGGUUCAGACGGAGCAGAAACUCCAAAGUCAGACGGCCGAGUGUGAACGUCUUCAGCAGAAAAUCAGAGAAUUGGAGCUGGAACUGGCGCGCAACAGCACAAACCGCAGUGCCAACAGUAAUCUGCAGGAUGACCUGCAGGCCGAGAGGGCAAGGCUCAUUGCCGCCGACAAGAAGGUGUUGGAGCUUCAGCAACAGCUAAAGAGCGCCCAACACCAGCUGCGUGUGGAGGAAGCCCGGGCCGGUGAGAGCAGCCGCCUGGAGAGGGACAGUAGGGAUCUGUCUGACACUCUGUCAGCCCUGAGAGCCCAGCAGCAGGAAGAGCACAUUACCAGGAAGCUGUUGGAGCAGCGUGAGGAUGAGCUGCAGCAGCAGGUGCGCUCCUUGAGGCUGAAGGAGGCCUCCCUGACCAGGACGAACACAGAGCUCCACCACCGUGUGCAGCAGCUGGAUACUCGUCUGUCGGUCCUGGAGGCUGAGCUCUGCAAGGCUAAAGAGGAGGCGAAAGACGGCCAGAAGUCAAGCCAAAGACUGCAGGAGACGCUGGUGGUCAGUCAGCAGGAGUGUGACAGGCUACAAGUGGAGCUACAGCAGGUUCUCCUCCAACUUGACGCACAUGUCAGGAAGUACGACGAAAAGCAGAGUCAGCACAAGAUCAAGCUGCGUCAGGCCAAGCAGGUGUUUCUUAAAGCCACAGCGCAAAGAGACUGCACCAUCCAAAAACUGGAGAACGACCUGGCGCUGGCCUCUAGCCUUUCACACAAGGAGAAAGAACGGAUUCAUACAGUGAUGGAGGAAAAUGAGAAGCUUUUGGAAGAGAAGAGGGACUUGUUGCGGAAAAUAAGCGAGGCAGAGGAAAUGGGAAGCAAUGGCAUGAGGACCGCCUCGACAGUACAACACAGAGUCAACGUAUUGGAAGUGGAAAACAGACAACUACAGGACCAAACACUGAAGCUGUCCAGUCAAGUGAGGUCCUUGGAACGUGCCCUGAGGAACGUCCAGUCGUUUUACAGCCUGGAGAAUGCCAAAAAAGUGCUCCCUGCUGAAAGUCUCUCGGAAAGCUUCCUACACACAUCUGCACUAAGUCUUACAUCAGGUUGCGGCGACCCGCUGGACAUCCUGGACGCCAUCUGUCGCACAAAGGUGGGCGAGCGCGCGGCGGUCGACGGCACUCGGACGCCUUUCUCUGCACAGCAGCCAUCAGAGCAGGGAUACCUAAAUCUCACUUCCCCGUUGCUUCCUCCGACCUCCACCAAAGCCACAGAGGAGAUCUCUAAUAACAGCGACCAGAGUGGAAACAGAUUGUCUUCAGUUGUGUCUUCAACGUGCCUGAAAUGAUGAAGGGUUUGACUUUAUCCUGCUGCGUAAAUACGUCCAAUAACAGAACCCCUUUUGAAAAGUGACCCUGAAAACUUGUUUGCUGUAUUUGUAAGAAAACAUUUUUUUUUUCUAAAUAUAAAACUUAUUUUCAUAAAUAAAAAUGAUAAAGCUUG
This is a messenger RNA of Mugil cephalus (flathead mullet), 4231 nucleotides long. RefSeq names its product coiled-coil domain containing 30 (gene ccdc30). Lineage: Eukaryota; Metazoa; Chordata; Actinopteri; Mugiliformes; Mugilidae. The record is from RefSeq and is a predicted model, not a curated record. The coding region runs from base 297 to 4076 and encodes 1259 amino acids. The transcript is spliced from 29 exons.